ACACCGUCUCUGGGAAGACUCGUGGCUCUUGUGAGGAAAGGGCUGCGAGGCUUGAGCGGGUGGACGGCUGGGCUGCAGCUAUGGACGGAGAGCUGGCCCAGACCCGCAUCCUUGCAGAACCUGCCCAAGUGUGGCUGCUCCCACCAUGGUCUCCUCGGUGUACAUCACAGUGGAGCUGGCCAUUGCUGUGCUGGCGAUCCUCGGCAACGUGCUCGUGUGCUGGGCUGUGUGGAUCAACAGCAACCUGCAGAAUGUCACCAACUACUUUGUGGUUUCACUGGCGGCGGCUGACAUUGCAGUGGGUGUGCUUGCCAUCCCCUUCGCCAUCACCAUCAGUACCGGCUUCUGUGCCGCCUGCCAUGGCUGUCUCUUCUUCGCCUGCUUUGUCCUGGUCCUCACUCAGAGUUCCAUCUUCAGCCUCUUGGCCAUCGCCAUUGACCGCUACAUCGCCAUCCGCAUCCCACUCCGGUACAAUGGCUUGGUGACAGGUAUGAGGGCGAAGGGCAUCAUUGCAAUUUGCUGGGUGCUGUCAUUUGCCAUUGGCCUGACCCCCAUGCUGGGUUGGAACAACUGCAAUUACCUUAAGGAAAGCAGGAACUACACGCAGACCUGCGGCGAGGGCCAGGUGACCUGUCUGUUCGAGGACGUGGUGCCCAUGAACUACAUGGUAUAUUACAAUUUCUUUGCUUUCGUGUUACUGCCCCUACUGCUCAUGCUGGGCAUCUACCUGCGGAUUUUUCUGGCAGCCCGGAGACAGCUGAAGCAGAUGGAAAGCCAACCCUUGCCAGGGGAGCGAACUCGGUCCACACUGCAGAAGGAGGUCCAUGCUGCCAAGUCCUUGGCCAUCAUCGUGGGGCUCUUUGCCCUCUGCUGGUUACCACUACACAUCAUCAACUGCUUCACCUUCUUCUGCCCCUCAUGCCAACAUGCCCCUCCGUGGCUCAUGUACCUGACCAUCAUCCUCUCCCACGGAAAUUCUGUUGUCAACCCCUUCAUCUAUGCCUACAGGAUCCGGGAGUUCCGCCAGACCUUCCGGAAGAUCAUCCGCACCCAUGUCCUGAGGCGGCAGGAACCCUUCAAGGCAGGGGGUUCCAGUGCCUGGGCCUUGGCAUCUCACAGCACUGAGGGAGAGCAGGUCAGCCUCCGCCUCAAUGGCCACUCCUUGGGGGUAUGGGCCAAUGGCAGCGGCCCCCAUUCUGGACGGAGGCCCAAUGGCUACACCCUGGGGCUUGUGAGCGGAGGGAGUUCCCAAGGGUCUCCCGGGGAUGCAGAGCACCAGGAAGGACACCCAGAGCACCCUGGCCUAGGGGAUCAACGGGCUGAAGUCAGAGUAGGGACAUCCUCGUGGUCUACAGAGUUUGCCCCUUCCUGAGGGAAAGAACUCUUUUUCUUUUCGGUUGGCUGGACCAAUCUCACUGAGAGAAGACAAGGACGACCAUGCCAGGAAGCCCCCUGGGCAUCUGAUUCCCACUUUGGACUAAGAAGAGGGAACAUCAACCUGCAGCAGCAUGAAUUCUGUAAG
This is a messenger RNA of Phodopus roborovskii (desert hamster), 1522 nucleotides long. It is a transcript of the gene Adora2a, whose product is annotated as adenosine A2a receptor. Bases 146 to 1372 code for a protein of 408 amino acids. The transcript is spliced from 2 exons. The record is from RefSeq and is a predicted model, not a curated record. Gene Ontology annotation, cellular component: membrane. Gene Ontology annotation, molecular function: G protein-coupled adenosine receptor activity. NCBI's taxonomy places the organism in Eukaryota, Metazoa, Chordata, Mammalia, Rodentia, Cricetidae. Gene Ontology annotation, biological process: adenylate cyclase-activating G protein-coupled receptor signaling pathway; G protein-coupled adenosine receptor signaling pathway.